UUGGAUAUUUCUUAUAAAUCAGGUGUCUUUGUAGGGACAGGAUCUGAAGUGAUAAAACUAGACUUUCCCUCUCUGUCUUGAAUUUCUGCCAAAACAAUGAAACUUGGCAAUGACUGGUAACCCAGCGUAAACAGUAUAAAUAGAAGAACACUUUCUCCUCUGCACUUCAUUUAAAGUUUUCAAGGCAACAGAGUCCAGAAACCAAAAGAAACUUUAACAAAAGCAGCAAUGAAGUCCACAGCCGUCCUCUUUGUUGUUUUUCUCUUGUUUGCAGCUGUUGAAGGCUCCCCACUUUACAACAAGGGCCGUUGCCGCUGCAUUGGGGCCAGUGCUGACUUUAUACAUUUAAAACGCAUUGAAAAGUUUGAAGUGAUACCAGCAACCUCAAUGUGUCAACAGAUAGAGAUUGUUGUUACGAUGAAGGACACUGAAGAGGAGAGAUGCAUGAAUCCCAAGUCAAAGCAGGCACAAAAUAUCAUCAACUUGCUAAAGAAAAGGUCCCCACAGAAGUAAAGCCACCAAGGGAAUCCCAGACCAGUUCUGAUGUGACCCUCCCCACCUGUCCUUCAUGAAGCUCAUAGGCAUCCUCAGUCCCAGCCGCCAUGGUUACUGCUUCUCAAAAUGUUGAUAAUGAUUUAGGUACACAUUAUAAAACAAAUGUGACCAUUUUUUUAGAUUGUCUUUUGCCACAUAAUACCGCAGUAUGUGUUCAAUUACAACAAUUAAAUUGUAAGGUAUAUUGCCAUUUAAAUUACAUCAUUACCUAAUUAGAAUCUAGCAAAUGCCAGCAUUUUUGUGGUUACAAAUACAGCAUUAAGGCGCACUAAAGAAUCUGUUCAAAUAUGUGCUGAA
Polyodon spathula (Mississippi paddlefish) is the source of this 852-nucleotide messenger RNA. Its product is annotated as C-X-C motif chemokine 11-like. NCBI's taxonomy places the organism in Eukaryota, Metazoa, Chordata, Actinopteri, Acipenseriformes, Polyodontidae. The transcript is spliced from 4 exons. The record is from RefSeq and is a predicted model, not a curated record. Gene Ontology annotation, biological process: antimicrobial humoral immune response mediated by antimicrobial peptide; inflammatory response; neutrophil chemotaxis. The coding region runs from base 229 to 513 and encodes 94 amino acids. Gene Ontology annotation, cellular component: extracellular region. Gene Ontology annotation, molecular function: chemokine activity; CXCR chemokine receptor binding.